AUGUCAAAAUUGACCCAACAUACAGAUUUCUUUCAGGCUCAACAGAAUCAUACACAAAAAAUUUCAUUCACGACUGUUAUUUUUGUGUGGAUAUUCUUAAUGGAACUUUUAGAAGAAUAUCAGGAACUUAUCGAGCGUGAUGCAACCGAAAUUUCUUGGUUAUGGAAACUAGUGCCAGCAUUCUUUUACAUUUUGAGCGCGAUUACCGGAUACAUUUGCAGUAUUUUAUUUUACAUAAUAUGGCAUCAAAUCUUUCAUGAUAACUGUCCACUUUGGGCAAAUUCUGUUUCAACCUUAACUGGGAAAUCAGAAGUAGAUAACACAAUUGAUGAGUUUGAUUUGAAUUUAAGUAAUGCAGAUUGGUGGAAUCAUAUUAUCACCAAUUAUGAAUACAAAAAUAGAUGUAAAAUAUAUUUCAUAACAUGUUUCCUAUCCUGCAUAUUUGGAACUAUAUGGUCUACUUUGUUUUUUAUGUGUGGAAAAGGUGGACAUGAUGUAGGAUUAUUUGAGGCUCCAUGGAGAAUUGUAUUUCCUGCAACAAUUUUUAAUUUAAUAUUUGCAAUAAUAGCAACAUAUGCUAGCGUUAAUCUAAUAAAAGGAUAUGAUGGAUUUAUGCAAAACUUAAACACCAUUUACCUUGAAAUAAGCAAUAAUACUCAUGAAAUACCGAAGCUUAUGAGAAUUUUAAAGAUUAAGAUUUAUCAAGUUGAAAAUAAUGUUUUGUUAAAUAAAACUGACAGAGACAAAGAAGAAGAGAAAAAGAAUACAGACAAAGUGAAGGCACAAUAA
Messenger RNA from Dufourea novaeangliae, 789 nucleotides. RefSeq lists its product as uncharacterized. The transcript is spliced from 5 exons. The record is from RefSeq and is a predicted model, not a curated record. The coding region runs from base 1 to 789 and encodes 262 amino acids. NCBI's taxonomy places the organism in Eukaryota, Metazoa, Arthropoda, Insecta, Hymenoptera, Halictidae.